UGUUCUGACAUAACAAUCAGCUCGAUCCAAUUUGAAUUAAAAUUAAAAUGUGAUUUUACUGGAUUUUACAUAAUAUUCUACAAUAUAGCAAUAAUUUAUUCAUUUUAGACAAAAUUUUAUGAUGAAUUUUACUUCAAGAGAACAGAACAAUGGGCACAAGUAGCAGUAAAAAUGUGAUCACUUCUGGUCUAAAACAUUGCACAUUAUGGAAAACCGAUCGGAGUCCGCCGUGUCGCGCCGUGAUGAUGGCUCUGGACGCGAUGAACCUCAGCAUCACGGAAGUCGACGUAAACAUGGACAAAGGAGAACACAGAGGGCCUGAAUUGUCUAUUUACAAUCCACUUCAGACUUUACCAAUAUUCAAAGACAAAGAACUUAUUUUAAGUGACAGCCAUGCUAUCACCUCGUACCUAGCAACACGGUACUGCAGCGCCGGGAAGUUUCUGCCGAAGGAUGCCGGAGGCCGAGCAAUCAUUGACCAGCUGAUGCACUACGACAGCGGCAUCUUGUAUCCUCGGUUUCGGGCAGCGGCAUAUCCGAUCCUCUACGAGAACUGCAGAUUCGUGAUGCCACAGCAGGUUUGCGAGAUCGAAUGUGCGUAUCGAGACCUGGAGUGCAUGUUGGUAGGACGCACGUGGCUGGGUGGCAGCUGGCCAACGCUGGGUGACAUCACCAUCGCCGCCACUCUCAGUACGCUGAACGUGCUCGUUCCUAUAGACAAACUACGGUACCCGCGGUUGUUCAGCUGGCUUUAUCGAAUGUCUGAAGAGAUAUAUUACAUCACAGCCAAUAAAAAGGGCCUUGGCGAGUUCUCAAGAAGAAUAGAUCGCGGCUGUAUAAGUGAUGACAGUGAGUUCAAGUGUCCGCGGAGCUCGAUCAGGCGUCGCGCUGGUGUUCCUGAGAAAGAAAACAAAAAAGAUUAAAUUAUAAAUAUGAAUUAUAAAAGAUCUAAAAGAA
Molecule: messenger RNA, 957 nt
Organism: Ostrinia nubilalis (European corn borer)
Lineage: Eukaryota; Metazoa; Arthropoda; Insecta; Lepidoptera; Crambidae
Product: glutathione S-transferase 1-like
Exons: 7
Coding region: 150-923 (257 amino acids)
Biological process (GO): glutathione metabolic process
Molecular function (GO): glutathione transferase activity
Source: RefSeq, a predicted model, not a curated record